UCUGUCUAGCUCUCGCCUGCUUUCUCACGUAUGUGACACUUUUCGUUGCUAAUAAAUCCUUACUAACCAAAUUUUUUUACGAGUAUUUCCUUUUCUGGAUGUUAUGCGAGAAGUCGACAGUCUCGAUCCCAUGGCCGUCCCGAAGCCGCCCACCUACAAGAGCAGCAAGGUGCUGCCGCUGAAGCUCUGCUACAAAAUCCCCACGGAUCAGUUUGUCCCGGCCGGCCGGACGUACGACACCUGCUCCAACUAUGUGGCGGAGAUCCGUGUGGAGGAAGAGCCCGGCUAUCCGGAAAUCCAGGCCUGCACCUGGAUUGUCCGCCUGGCCGUGGUGGACGGCGGUGGCAGCGUGCGGGGCAUGGUGUAUCCGAAAGGCGACAACCAGGCCAUCAAGAGCUGCACGACCGUCAUGGUGGAGUGGAGCGCGCGGGCCUUUGAUGAUAUAUGUGACAUCCGCAUCGGUCCAACGGGAUGGUGCCAGUCGUUGGCCCAGUACAAUUCACUGUGCACGUUAGCGUAUGUCGCGCCCUGCUUCUGCGGCCAGACCCACUACCAACUGCGCAAGGACGGCUUCGUCUUCGUCACCCUGACGUUCGACAUCCCCAGCCCGGCGGGGUCCACCUCUCGACAGCGACUGGAUUUGCAGUAUCUGUGGGAUUCACAGCUGCUGGCCGAUUGCCGACUCCUCUGCCAGGGACGCGAGUUUCCCGUGCACCGGGCGAUUCUGGCAGCACAGUCGCCGGUGUUUGCCGCCAUGUUCCAGAGUGACAUGGCCGAGAAGGCGACGGGUGUGUGCCGGAUUGAGGAUACCAGUGCGGAGGUGUUAGACAUACUACUGAGCUUUGCCUAUACCCGAGUCGCAUUCGAAGCCGGUGAUGAGACCCUGAUGCAACUAUGGCACGCGGCGGAUAAGUACGAUAUGAAGGAAUUGGGCGCGGAGUGCGAGCGCGUGAUGAUGGGAGCGCUGACGGCGGAGAAUGCCUAUCUCUUCCUCGGUUUCGCCCGGGAACAUUCCUUGGUGAAGCUGAAGUCGGUCGCGGCGAAAUUUAUCGGGCAGCAUCCAACGGACAUUUGACUGCGUUAGGCGAAUGCUUGUUUUUUUCGGAAUACGAGAUAUAUUUUCAAGUCCGUAGAAACUUCUCCGGCUGUUUUUUUUGCGUUUAAAGGUUUUUUUCGCUGAUGACGAAUUUGUGGUUGCGGUUGAGAAUUGUUGAGUGUAUAUUGUUGGUUGCCGCUUUUGCCGGCGUAUUUGCGGAUGACUGUCCACUUCCGGUGGAAAUUUUUGUAUAUUCUGUUAGCUUUUUAACGAUUUUGUUGUCUGCAGCAAACUGUUUUUUUUUCUUAAGAAAGAUUGCUGGCUUUCAGUUUCUUGUGGUCAACUUAAAUCUUACAUACUACCGUACUAGCUGUACA
Paramacrobiotus metropolitanus is the source of this 1413-nucleotide messenger RNA. RefSeq names its product TD and POZ domain-containing protein 3-like. The record is from RefSeq and is a predicted model, not a curated record. Bases 104 to 1075 code for a protein of 323 amino acids. Gene Ontology annotation, biological process: regulation of proteolysis; proteasome-mediated ubiquitin-dependent protein catabolic process. Gene Ontology annotation, molecular function: ubiquitin protein ligase binding. NCBI's taxonomy places the organism in Eukaryota, Metazoa, Tardigrada, Eutardigrada, Parachela, Macrobiotidae. The transcript is spliced from 3 exons. Gene Ontology annotation, cellular component: cytoplasm; nucleus.